Molecule: messenger RNA, 3516 nt
Organism: Penicillium crustosum
Lineage: Eukaryota; Fungi; Ascomycota; Eurotiomycetes; Eurotiales; Aspergillaceae
Product: HECT-type E3 ubiquitin-protein ligase
Exons: 4
Coding region: 1-3516 (1171 amino acids)
Molecular function (GO): ubiquitin-protein transferase activity
Source: RefSeq, a predicted model, not a curated record
AUGCCGUCCCGGUCUGAACGUCAUCCGCCUAUCCCCCCGAUCUCAACUGCUGGCAACGCUGUCAUCCCUGAACUACACCCUUCUCAAACCCCUGGACUGGAAAUCAGCCCACGCCGCAUAGCUCGGCCUCGUGAUGCUUCGGUCAUGCCCCCGUUAAACGGCAGUUCGCCUAAGAAUUCGUACCACCGAGGACAUUCACGCUCAAUCAGCAAUCCGUUCGCUGGUUUUGGGCGAAAGCGGGACAAGGCAGCCCCCAAGCAUGCGACUUGGGACUCUGACGAUGAUGAUGACGAUGAGGUAACCUAUCCAUUAGAGCCCGAGUCGUCAAGUCCUCGGAAAGGUGCAGCAGCUGGAAAUGAUAUUGUCGAGGGCAAGUGCCAGACUUGUGAUGCUACUGUCCGGUGGCCUCGACACUUGAAGGUGUUUAGGUGCACCGACUGCUUGAUGGUCACAGACCUCGAGCCGAUGUCUCAUGAGUCGAAAGACAACCCCUCGCAAGCGUCUCAGGGUGGAGCGUCCAAGUUGGCAAGUAAAGUGUUUCCUUUGACGGCCAAUCAAACCCGUGGUAUGAUCGGAGGGUGUCUCAAUAUGUAUUUCGAUAGUCUUUUGGACAAUGGGUCCCGGUCAUGGUCGCCGCCGGACGACGACAUAAAAAACAAACCGCUACCUGAUCUUCCGCCAAUGCAGGCUCAUGUAUCUCGUCCAAACAACCUUGCACCUCCUCGCACUGGAGAUUCUCGGGGCCGCAGUGCUUCCCAUUCCAGCGAACGGGAAAGGUUGGCGGCGUCAAAGGAGAACUCAGGUUACUUGACGCCACAAUCCGUUCGCUGGGAGGGAAAUGACACACCCGUCAGAAUCCGAGCAAAUUCAGAUCUCCGAUCAACUCCAAAGCCAGAAUGCCACCCGCAAGAUGUCUCACGAGCUGGGAACCCGGAGUUUAAAAGCUCGGACAAUCGGACACACAUUUUCAAACGGCUGGAAAAUACGAUCGCCACUGCCUUCAAAGGUUGUGAUUGCCUCAACGAAUCUUUCACCACGUACCCACCUCCUCGAUCAACUCGAUCAGCGAGUAAUGGUAAUCCGUCGAGAAUGAGGAUGGAGCCGACCACAAUGCCCGAACCAGCGCAUGACGCUCCUGUCUUUGAACCGGAUGCCAAAACUCUUCUUUUGGGGGAUUUGACCGAGAACUCCGCUUGGUGGAUGAAUGAGUGGGCUGAAGCUGAAGGCCAAAAUCCCGCGUAUUCAAAAGAGAAGACUGCCCCAAAGUCUCGAAUGAUAUCAUCGCGAAGUCCUCGGAUCAACUGGACUGAGUUAGCUCAGUGGUAUCAUUCAAUUCUGUCUGCGGGGAAUUCUUGGACUGAGCUCUGGGCUGCAAAAAGACCUGACCCCACACGAUCAGAAGCUGAUUCGAUCCGAGCCAAGAGAUGGGCGUCUAUUGAUCCAUCCUUGAUUGGGAGACAAAUCAGCGAGUCCCGUUUGCACUUACAACGGGCACUGUUGAAAGCUACCGAGGCCGCCCUCAAGCGCCCGCGCCGUGUUCUAAAGAAACCAGAAGAUACUAGGUUCUUGUUCAUUCUGUUAGCGAAUCCUCUCUUGUAUUCACCUGCGGCUUAUUGCCAUCAGGCGCCCACCUUGCCGCCUCAUGGAGACGAUAGGCGCCCAUCGAAUCCAAAAGACUACCCGAAGUCGACAAACGGAAAACCCUUGCAGAAAGAGUCGCCCAAAGCCCCUGCUCGUCCAGAGGGCUCCAGUCAUCACUAUGGGAUUAUCAAAAGAAUCCUCGGACUCAUGUCUAAUUUGCCUAAUGACUGCCACCACUACAUCGUGUCUUGGGCUUCCCGUUUCUCGUCGUCAGCAUGGGCGAAAGCGCCCCCAAACCCCCAAAACUCUCAAAAUGGAGACGAUCUAAUACCGAGCUUCGCCAGUGCUUCGGGAAAUACUGCUGCAGAACUUCACGCCGCGAUUAAUCGAAGUACCACGAACAAGAAGCCUGGCAAAAAAACAGAAGACCCCAUAAUAUACGCCGAGGACUGGCAGGUCAGAGCGGCGGCAAGAGUACUGUCGUUGUUCUUUACGGCUAACACCUCCUCUUCAACGAGGAAGUCUGAUGGAACCCCGCGCAGUCUUGAAAUGCCCAAGAACCCCGGACCUCGCCAAGGACAUAUGAUUCCGAUCAGCACAUUUUACAAUACACUGCUGGACUAUUCGGAUUUAGUGACGGACUUCGAGACCUGGGAAGCUAAAGUUGCGAAGUUUUCGUUCUGUCAGUAUCCGUUCCUCCUUAGCAUCUGGGCCAAAAUCCACAUCAUGGAGCAUGAUGCGCGUCGUCAAAUGGAAGUGAAAGCACGCGAUGCAUUUUUCAACAGUGUCCUCAAUCACACGGCGGUUAGUCAGUAUCUCGUGUUGAAGGUACGACGCGAGUGUUUGAUUGAAGACAGCCUCAAGGGAGUGAGUGAAGUCGUUGGCACUGGCCAAGAAGAAAUCAAAAAGGGUCUCCGGAUCGAAUUUUUGGGCGAAGAAGGCAUUGACGCUGGUGGCCUGCGGAAGGAAUGGUUCCUUCUGCUCGUCCGAGAGGUCUUUGACCCGCUUCAUGGCCUCUUCAUCUACGAUGAUGAUUCGCAGUACUGCUACUUUAAUCCGUAUUGCUUUGAGUCAUCCGAACAAUUUUUCUUGGUUGGAGUUCUUCUAGGCCUCGCCAUUUACAACUCCACCAUCCUUGAUGUUGAUCUCCCGCCGUUUGCGUUCAAGAAAUUGCUGUCAUCAGCGCCGCACGCCAACGGUCCCCAAACGGCUACCUCCAUGCGUUCGACCUUCAAAUGCACCCUAGAAGACCUUGCCGAGUACCGGCCAACUCUCGCCAAAGGACUCCGGGGUCUACUAGAAUUUGAAGGCGAUGUCGCCGAGACAUUCUGCUAUGAUUUCGUUGCCCAGGUCGAUCGCUACGGCGAGAUCAUCAGCGUGCCACUCUGUGCAAAUGGCGAGAAGCGGCCGGUGACCAACUCCAACAAGCGGGAGUUUGUGGAUUUGUAUGUCCAAUAUCUGCUAGACGCAGCCGUGGCCCGACAAUUCGAACCUUUCAAACGCGGUUUCUUCACGGUUUGCGGUGGCAAUGCACUAUCACUGUUCCGACCAGAAGAGAUCGAAAUGCUAGUCCGCGGCUCAGAUGAACCACUCGAUGUUAGUUCACUCCGGGCUGUUGCCACCUACGACAACUGGUCACACCCACGACCAGAGUCGCUCCCCGUGGUGCGAUGGUUCUGGGACUUCUUUGAGAAAUCGCAGCCUCAAGAUCAGCGCAAGAUCCUGUCAUUCAUUACUGGCAGCGAUCGAAUCCCUGCCAUGGGGGCUACCAGCCUUAUUAUCCGACUUGCUUGUCUUGGGGAUGACUGUCCCCGUUACCCGAUUGCGCGUACAUGUUUCAACACGCUUGGCCUUUACCGCUAUCCCACGCGGGAGAAGUUCCAGCGGCUGCUCUGGGAUGCAGUUGUAAAUAGCGAAGGAUUUGGCUUGAAAUGA